GUUGGGUGAGACUGCAACUCGCUACCAAACAGGCAACAAAAUCACUGUCAAUAGCAAUUCGCAUUGCACCAUUUGUUUUCGCUCUACAAUGCGAUAUACUAUCACAGCUUCAUCCAAACGCUCUUCAACCUUCACGUUGCACAGCCACACCUCAUCACUCUCUUCACUCUCUUCACUCUCAUUCAUUCCAUCUCCGUCGCCAUGUUGCGCUCUCUCUGGCGAUCCACCGAUCGCUUCUCCGUUCAAAACUUCCAACAUGUAAUAAACGAACUGCGGAUGAUCAACGUUGUGGACAAAAGUAACAGGGAGCUUGUGAUGGAUUUAUUGCAGUCCGUUGUGGAGAUUGUGAUGUAUGGUGAUAGACAAGAUCCGCAAAUUUUUGAAUGUUUCAUGGAGCGCCAAGUGCUGGCGGACUUUGUUCACAUUCUUAAGAUCAGUGAAGAUUCGAAAAUUCAGGCACCACUGCUUCAGUAUCUUAGCAUAAUGAUUCAAAACAUGGACAGUGAACAUUCAAUUUACUAUUGCUUCAGUAAUGGUUAUAUUAACAACAUUAUUUCACAUCCCUUCAAAUUUGAUGGACAAGACCUAGCUCCAUACUAUGUUUCUUUCCUAAGGGCCAUUAGCAGCAAAAUAAAUAGGGACACACUUUGCCUUCUUGUGGAUAUUCAGGGGGAUGCUGUAGUCUCCUUUCCCUUGUAUACUGGAGCUCUAAGAUUUGCUCAACAUGAAGAAAAGAUGAUUCAGACAGCUAUACGUGCAAUUGUUCUGAACAUCUACAACGUGAGUGAUGAAAAGGUGUAUCAAUUUAUAUCAACUCCACCAGUUUCAGAAUAUUUCUCUGACCUGAUUUGUAGAUUAAAAGAUCUAUGCUUUCGGUUAGAUGCUUUUGUCAAUGAUAAAGACAGGAAAAUGGACACUCAGAAAAGAAGAAAUGGGAUUAUUCUUGAAUCUGAAAAAAUUGCAGAUGAACUGUACUACUUCAAAGACAUUCUUAGAGUUGGCAAGCCUCGUUUGACUAUACUGGUUAUGGAAAAUCUUUUGAAUGGCCUUGUGUUACCUCUACUAUGUUCAUUUAUGGCUUCAAAGAAUAAAAAUGUGAGAUGAGAAAAUUUCCUGCAAACUAGUCUACCUUUUAGUU
Molecule: messenger RNA, 1138 nt
Organism: Vigna umbellata (rice bean)
Lineage: Eukaryota; Viridiplantae; Streptophyta; Magnoliopsida; Fabales; Fabaceae
Source: RefSeq, a predicted model, not a curated record